Molecule: messenger RNA, 599 nt
Organism: Contarinia nasturtii (swede midge)
Lineage: Eukaryota; Metazoa; Arthropoda; Insecta; Diptera; Cecidomyiidae
Exons: 2
Coding region: 91-567 (158 amino acids)
Source: RefSeq, a predicted model, not a curated record
UUUAUGUACAACAUAAUAGAAUCCUUACUUUUGGUGUAAUAGAGUUUUUAUAAAAAUUGUUUUGUUUGCCAACAAUUUUGGCCCAAAAUAAUGGAUAAAACCAAUGAAAAAAAACCAAUAACACCGCGUCGACUUGGACUGAGUCGAAAUGUUUCAACAUUUAAAAAUGUGACACCAAAUCGUUCCGAUGUCAAUUUGAAAAUGACCCCAACAAAUAUUCCGCGUUCAAAACAAACAGCUGAAGAUUGUUUGGCAACACCAACGAAACGUACAAAACUAUCAUCGGACGAAUGCAUUACAAUUUCGGAACUGGGCAAUGUUGAUCAAGACAUUUUUCCAAAAAAUGUCCAAGAUGUGAAAGCAGAGAUUUCACAAAUGAAAAAACAACUGGCGGCGUACGACAAGUACAAAGGCGAAGAAAAGGAACUAGAAGGCCUCAUUGAAUUGUGGUGCAAUGGUGGCAACGAUGCCCUUCAAAUGUUACAAGAAGACAUUCAACCAAAACAGGAAAUUGAACAGAUUCUCACCCACCUCAACUUGCCAAUAGAUAUUUUUAACAACGUUUAAGAAUAAAGAUUUACAUUUUCUACUGAAUUCAA